CAAGUUGCACACGGUCAAUGAGGAAAACACAACAGUGGCCAAGUUCCUCGUCUUCAACGUAAAACGUGUCACUGCUGAGCUUCCCUGUGAGUUUUUGUGUGGUCCGGCAGCUUCAGUUUCUUCAUGUUAGCUUGACUGUGGCUGCUGCGGGUCGCUGCUGCUGCUGCUGCUGCUUCUCAGCCGUGAGUGAAAAUGUUAUCCGCUAUUCGGCGUCGCUGUCGUGGCUGCUAAUUUCACCCACGGAGACCAGACAUUUCAGCGAGUCGGACUCUUGUGAAGACACCAAAGAGUUGUGUAAACAAUGAUCUGAGGUGUCAAGGUCUGCUUUUUCUCCAUGAACGUGGACUUUGUGGAUGUGGGUCCUCGCACAUGCUGCACACCUACAUGUCAACCAUGUCUCAGUCUGAAUCUUGUGUGAAUGUGUGGGACUGGCUAUGCUUGCUUCGUCUGGAGCAGUAUUCUGAGGCAUUUCGGGGCGCCGGGCUGGCAACGUUGCAACAGUGUCGCAACCUUACACCAGAUCAGCUGGAGCGAAUGGGCAUCACCCUGCCAGGUCACCAGAGACGCAUCCUGGCUAGCCUGAACAAAACACAUGGUAAUCGUGAUGCACACUCUCAUGUUUCACAGUCUGAGAGACUGGAAGAAGCAGGUUAUGCUGAAGUCUUGCAGAAACCUGUGCCUACCCCAGUGGAAGAAAAACCUUUACUUAAGGAAAGCGAGGAACGAGAUGGAGAGACACUGAGGCCGACACCCAGGGAAAGAGAAAAACCUGUUCCCAAGGAGAGACAAGUGUCCCGAAUGCAAGAAAGCAGCAGAGAAGGAGGAGAGAAGAAUCCAGUUCCUGGACAAAGAAAAACUGCACCUGGAAGAGGGGAAGAGGAAGAGAGAAAUGGAGGACUAAAUGGAGAGAGGGAGAAACCGGUACCAAGAGAGAGGACGAAGUUUCGUUCUGGUGCCCCAGUCGACUGUCAACCAAGCCCUCUUGUCUCUCCAACUUCUGACACUGCUUUACCUCCUGUUCCUCCGCGAAGCAUCCCCAACUGCCCCCCACAACGUUUCACCUCUUCCCUGUGCCCCUCACCUCCUGCUCAAACCCCUGGCUCCCCUAAAACGGAGACACAUGCGGUCACAGCUCCAGCUCUGUCCAACAGACCUGUGUCCCCGAGUUCCACCCCCAUUCAAGCACCACUCCACCAUCCAGACAUCCCAUCUACCCAGACUAGACCUCAGACGUUAGCCAUUCAGCCUUCCGCCCAACAUCUGAGUACUGAUCUAGGAAGAAAAUCUUCACCCAUCUCCCCCACCGCCUCCCCCGUCAGUGGCAGAAAUGCUCCUCCUCUCCCUCCGAAAGUCGGGGCAGGAUCUAAAGGCCCUCCACCAGUCCCACAGCGGUGUCCUGCGCAGUCUCCCAGAACCCACAGCCCAUCACCCACCAAGGCAGGCACUGAUGAGAUACAGAAAGAUCAAACUCCACAGAUCCCACCUCGCAUCAGGACACCCCAAACGCAAGAAACCCCACCACAAUUAACUCAGCCUGAAGUACAGCCGGCGCUGCCUGCUAGGAGGAUCCCUCCGCCUCCCCGUGAGCACAGAUUGAGUUCGAUCGAUGACAAUUCUGAUGACUACGAGGAUCCAGAUUUGUUUUACUCCAGUGUUCAUCGUAUGAACACAUCAGACAGGGAUAUGUCGUUGCCACUGCCUGGUCGGCCAAAGAGGCGAUACAAUUCCUUGUGCAGUGAUGAUGAGAUGUUAGAUGAUGAUGAUCCUGUACUAUGGCAGGAUACGAGUCGUAGCAACCUGCAAGGCAGCGUCUACUUGCCAGGCACAACCGUACUGGCUCCAGCCACUACAGAAGACAGCUCUCAGCUUUCUGCUGUUAUUAAGAUGGGUUGGCUGGACAAGAAUCCACCUCAAGGGGCGCUUUAUUACCAGAGACGCUGGGUGAAGCUAGAUGUUGACUAUCUAAGAUACUUUGACAAUGACAAGGAGGUCUAUUCUAAGGGGAUCAUCUCAACAGCCUUCAUCACUAAUGUGACCAGCGUGGGGGAGCUGAAAUUUGAGGUUGUCACAAACAACCGAACCUUCAUCUUCAGGUCUGAAAGUGAAGCUGACAGAAACAACUGGGUGACUGUGCUGCAGGACUGCACCAGGGGGCGCCAUCGGCGCAGCACCAUGAGUCCUGGUUCACCGCUGACCCCAGACUAUCAGGGUUAUCUGGAGCUGAGAGGAUUACGCUCUAAACUAUAUACUGUUGUCGCCUUAGAUAAAGUGUUCCUCUACAAAAACAUGGACGACUAUCGCAUUGGAGUAGGUAUCACAUCCAUUGAGAUGAAUGUAGGAAACGUGAAAGACACAGAUCGUCGUAGCUUUGAUCUCACCACACCUUAUCGCAUCUUCAGUUUCAUAGCAGAGUCAGAGCAGCUCAAGGACCAGUGGGUGGAUGCCAUGCGCAAUGCCAUAGGUGAGGCGUUGUCCAAUAGCGAGGUGGCGGAGAAGAUCUGGGCGGAGCCUAGCAACAGUUCCUGCGCUGACUGCGGGGCUUCCAAACCAGAAUGGGCAGCCAUCAAUUUGUGUGUGGUGGUCUGCAAACGAUGUGCAGGAGAGCAUCGAGGACUGGGUCCUAGCAUUUCAAAAGUUCGGAGUCUUAAGAUGGACAGGAAAGUCUGGACAGAGGAGCUUAUUCAGGUGUUUCUGUUGCUGGGCAACGAGCGGGUGAAUAGUUUCUGGGCAGCUAAUGUUCCGCCAAGUGAAGCCUUAACACCUUCAAGCUGCAGCGACGACAGGCGGCGCUUCAUCACCAACAAAUACCGCCAGGGCAAAUACAGGAAAUACCACCCUCUGUAUGGAAACCAGAAAGAGCUCAAUAAUGCUCUAUGCAUAAACGUGCAGUGCAGUGAUGUGCUGGAGACGUUAAGCCUGAUUUUCUGCGGUGCAGAUGUGAAUUGUUCAACUGGUAUGGCAAGUUGUCCCUCCCCUCUCUCACUGGCCAACGCACACUCACAACCCUUGCAAGCGGAGUUGAUUAGCCAUAAUCUCAACACAGAGCUGCCACGAUCAGAGGUGGGUGAGGCUAUGGAUCCAGUAUCUUACCAACCUCCACCUUGUGUGUCUCACAAUGGCUUCCUGUUCAAAACUGCAUCCAUGGCUCGGGCUGUCACAGAGCGCAAGGCCAAGGAGGAGUUCAGUCGUCGCUGGUGCACGCUAAAUGAUGGCACCUUCAGCUACUAUGAAAGUGACAGGAACGCAAACCCCAAUGGAUCUCUAAAGUCUUCAGAGAUAGUCUGUUUGGCUGUCGACUCACCUGAGAAACAUGGGUAUGAUUGUACCUUUGAACUCUACUCUGAGUCGGAGCGUCUUUAUCUGUUUGGCACAGAUGACCCAGACAGCCACAAGCAAUGGGUCAAGUCUAUUGCCAAGAACUUCAUCCCAGCCUCUGCAGAGCCGUUACUGAGAUUGAAUUUUGAACGGAUUGGGCGGCUGAAGUGUAAAGACGGCUUGAACCUACAGACUUCCAAGGUUGGAUGGUUUGCUCUGGUGGGCUCCACACUUCAUGCCUAUGUGGAGAACAGCAAGGGCGAGGAGAUCCACCUCCGGAAACUCAAUGAACUCUCGAUUCAACAAGACAAUGAAGUUCUGGUUCUGGUGGAGAGAGGCAGAACUCUGUACAUAGAGGGAGAGAGGAAGCUGGAUUUUUCUGGCUGGUGUGGGGCCAUCCAGGCGGCAGCAGGGAGCGGAGGAGACACGCUAAGCCAGCAGCAGCUCACAGAGACCGACAUACCUGUCAUAGUACACAGCUGCAUAGGCUACAUCACACAGUGCGGUUUGACAUCAGAAGGAAUUUAUCGUAAGAGUGGUGUAAACUCCCGUGUGGCAGCUUUGUGUGAGAGAUUCCGUCGUGAUGCUCGUAGUCUUUGUUUAAAGGAAGGAGAGCAUCAGGUGGAUGACGUCUCCAACACACUCAAACGCUUCUUCAGGGAGCUAGAAGAGGGACUGUUCACAUCAGAGGACGCCAGCAACUGGCUCAGUGCCACUGCCAUUCAGGAUGAAAGUGCGAAAAUCUCCCAGUACCAGCUCCUGUUGAACAGACUGCCUCGUGUCAACAAGGCUACACUACAAGCCCUUAUCAACCACCUGUAUUGUGUGCAGCGGUUUUCUGAGCUAAGCCAGAUGAACCUUCACAAUCUGGCCAUAGUGUUUGGUCCCACAUUGUUCCAGACUGAUGGAAAGGACUACACUGCUGGCCGUGCCAUAGAGGACCUCAUACAGCACUACACACUCAUCUUUGAGGUGGAUGAGCAGCAGCUAAAGAAGCAGCUAGAAGAAAUCAAAGUUAUCAUCAAAGUGCGAGAGAAGCUCAACACAAAGUUUCCUAGUACUGAACCUGGAGGCCACUUCAUCUGUACAGUGUACCUGGAGGAAAAGAAGGGGAAAGCAGAGCAACACGUCAAGAUCCCUGGUUCCAUGACAGCAGCAGAGCUGACAUGUGAGGUGUUGGACCGACGAAACAUCCCAGUUGAAGCCAACGAGUACUGGAGCUGCUGGGAGGUCAGCGACAAGGAGGAAAUGGAACGUCUGCUGCACUAUCAGGAGCGAGUCUUACCAAUCCUUCACUCCUUUGGCACCGACUCCCAUCUGCUCAUUAAGAAACACCUUGCUAUUCAGGCAAUGGUUCUCUUCUUAGCCAGCAAAGUGGAUGCAUCCAAACACGGGAUGAUGAAAUUCAGAGAGGAGCGAAGCCUUUUGGGAUUGGGGCUACCCUCUGGAAGUUUCCAUGACCGAUACUUCAUCCUGAAUUCCACAUCGCUUAGAAUGUACAAGGAAGUCAGAAGUAACCGUCCAGAACGUGAUUGGCCAGUGAAAAACCUAAAGGUUUACCUCGGUGUCAAGAAGAGACUCCGUCCUCCCACGUGUUGGGGGCUAACAGUGGUGGAUGAGAGCAAGAAACAAGAGAAGCCAGAGAGGCAUCAGUGGUAUCUCUGUUGUGACACCCAGUCAGAAAUGAGGGAGUGGUAUGCUACGUUUCUCAGUAUCCAGAACGACGGUGAUGUGUGGCCUGUUAACGGACUCCAGCAGACACGGGUGAGCCGUGUGCUGCCGGAUACGCAUCAUGGUAACGUGUCACUGAUACCGCUGCGUGGCAGUGAGAAUGAGAUGCGGAACAGCGUAGCCGCUUUCAGCCAAGACCCGCUUGCUCUCUUUAGAGAUAUUCGAUAAUGGUGGACACAAGCGAGAGGGUGGAUGUUCGGCCUCAUCGGAUGACCUCUGAACAUUCCAGUGACUUCAUCAUUCUGGGACUGUACAGACGAGAAUGAUGGACACUCAGAAAGUGCAGACACUCGUAUUGCAUGUGGAUUACGGCCUUACACUUCCAUCUGCUCCUCUGAAUAUAAACUGGACAAAAAAGUAAAACGAACGAUGGGAUCACAUGUAAAAUACAUAACAUACACUGGUUUCUGUGCACGGAUCAAUUUUACUUGAUGCACAGAAGUUGUAUCUGGGAGCUGUGGCAUUAAUGGACACUUUGAUGGACCACAAUCACCCUGAAUAGUUCCUGAAUCGCUUCCUGCUUAGUUUGCACCCAGCGUUCCACUGUUUCCACUGGAAAAAACGCUGUGAUGCACCUUUAUUUCUGAGUGCUUAGCAUUUUUUGUUGUUGUUAGAAAAUAGAACCUUGACAUUCAUUUGUAGCUCAAUCAGUUUUUUUAGCUCACUUUCUGUACUUUCUGCUCAACAAAUCACUGGGAUGAUUGCGCAGGUCCAAACUGAAUGAUCAAUACUGCAAGUAAAGCUGAUGUCAUAAGAGACUGUGAUGUGAUUUUGUCCAGAGUUUGUUCCACAGGGAGCAAAACUGGGACUGAAAAAUGACCGGUGACUGAUCAAUGUCUGUUACUCUGCAGGAUGUUUGCCAGUACUGUGCUAAACCGUAGUCUGCGUUGCUUUUAUGUACUUGUGUCCACUGUUCUGCACGUGUGUCAGUAUUCAUACCGUAUGUUGGAUGUUUUGUUUUGUGCUUGUUGAGGAGUAAAGGAAAGAGAGUCACAUGAUGGAAGAAAAACAUUAUUUUUCUUAAGAUUAAAAGAAGAACUCCGCAGGUGACAGUCGUGUCUUAUCAAAAUUGUUGAAAUAUAUGCUAAAGUAAGAGAAGCGAUCGAUUUAUUAUUGUUCUGAAUCAGACAAACAAAGAAGGUCACCUUUUCAACCAGAUUUACUUCAAUUCAAAACAAUAACUUUGCUCUGGCUUGAUCAAUAGCAUUGCAUUGUCUUUCUUUCCUCAGCACUGCUUCCUCUCUGUAGGUUCUUUUUUUAAAGCCUGGGAUACACAGGUGAUGCUUAGAAGCAAAAUACAGUACAUAGGUAAUUUUGUCAUAACCAGCAGUAUUUAUGAAGUUUUAGAUUAUGAAUUGGUCACUUUUGAAUAAAUAAGUGUCUUUUUGUAUUCAUAAUGCAUAACUUAGAAUCUUUCGAAAAGGUGUAUUUUUAUAAUUUGGGACACAGGUCCUACUGAAAAAUCUGUGAGUGCAAGAAACAAAUUAAAGUACAUUUCAGAGCUCUAUCAUUCUAUCUGCCUGGGUCCAAACUUGUAAAUAAUUCUCCUAAAGGAUUAACAGUUGCCUUACCAGUUGAACUUUGCCUAUCCUCACUACCUUGUAGCAUUGCUGCCUGCGUGCCACCUCUAGUUUUUCCGUAAUGUAAAGAUUUAUUUAUUUUGACAGCAGAGGACGCUAGUUGCCACACUGUAGAAUGUUUUUGCUUGGCCCUGGUUGGUGAGAUAUCACAGUUUUCUGCUAAAUGCUAGUUGAAACACCUUCCGGCAUCAUACCUGUGAAGAUUGUGGAUACACAGUGCGUGGACGUGUGAGUGUGUGUUAAUAACUGCCGUCUGACCGCAGCGGGAGUUGAGAGAAGACUCACCUGUGUUUAGGAACAUUAACACUUCCUGUACAAAGUAUUCACUCCUUUUGGUUUACUGCUUUACAACAUAGAAUCCCAAUAGAUGUACUAAAAGAUGGCACGCAUCAUAUUUUAGGUACCAAAGUUGAGUUUACGUUGCAGCUUUCAGAUACAGGUGUUCUAACCAAAUAGCUUUUCACUCCUGGGUUCUACAACAAUGAUCAGUUUGUGCCUCGUGAUGUCGCAAAACACUUGGCUGCAGCAUUGGUGGGUAAAAAGAAAGAAAGAAAAAUGCUAUUUUCUGUUUCACGUCGCUAAUUCAAAUUUGGAUGUGUUUGUUACGAGCUUUUAUCUCAUCAUUGUCCAAAUGUCUUUUUACAUCACUACAAUUCAAUGUUGUAAAACUAAGUAGUCUUCCAGAGGUUGUUGGAUACUUUUCAUAGGCAGUGUGUGCAUUCUCUGCCUUUUUUUUUCUUCUGUUACUCAGCCUUUUGCAGAUUUUUGCAUCUCUGAAACUCUAAUAAACACAUUCAGCUAGU
This is a messenger RNA of Amphiprion ocellaris (clown anemonefish), 7429 nucleotides long. RefSeq names its product arf-GAP with Rho-GAP domain, ANK repeat and PH domain-containing protein 1. The coding region runs from base 370 to 5214 and encodes 1614 amino acids. The transcript is spliced from 34 exons. Gene Ontology annotation, biological process: positive regulation of GTPase activity; signal transduction. Gene Ontology annotation, molecular function: phosphatidylinositol-3,4,5-trisphosphate binding; protein binding; GTPase activator activity. The record is from RefSeq and is a predicted model, not a curated record. NCBI's taxonomy places the organism in Eukaryota, Metazoa, Chordata, Actinopteri, Pomacentridae.